ACCUGGGCCCCUUGGGUCCCGGGGAGGAAUCCCGCAGGGGCUGGGAGGCUUGGGGCUGCCGCUUUGUCUCUCCGUCCUGAGCCUUAUGUAAGACUUUUUCUCGGGAAACAGGAAGUCCUGCUUGCCAAGUUCAGCACAGGGAGUAGUGAGGCCUCAUUCCAACACACCCGGCCUGGCUUUAACCCCAGCACUCGGCCAGUUUCUUGCUUCUGGUUCUCCUCUCCACCGACCCCCGCCCCUCUUUUCCUGCCUUCAGUCACCCCUGGAGCUUCCCCCGAGACCGUGCCCAUGCCUGAGCCGGGGGGUCUUCCACCCUCACCCCCCGACCCUUGACACUGCCCAGCUUAUCCCCCCAUCCCUGCUCCUGGCACCAUGCCCCAGAGCCAACCAACCUGCCCUCCCCCAACUCUGGGGCCGCCCCUGGGUUCCUGCGCUCUGGCCGCUCCUCCUGGGUGUCACUGGCAGCCCUGUUCUUCCUAGAGAGACUGGCACCAAAUUCUCCUGGGGCUGGGGGCUUCUCAGGACGACACUUGCCCCGCAGCGGGGUGCCGGGAGCACCAACAGUACCCCUAGCUCGCUCUUCUCCUCCCUCCUUUUUAUUCUCAAGUUCCUUUUUAUUUCUUCCUUGCGUAACGCCCUUCUUCCCUUCUGCACCACUGCCUGCACCCCCACCCUCCCGCCAACUCUGUCACCCCACUCCUGAGGCCAUAGCUGUUGGCAGGGUCUUGGGCUCAUGCCAGCCUCAUCUUCUUUCUUGCUAGCCCCCAAAGGGCCGCAGGGCGACAUGGGGGGCCCGGUCCGAGAGCCGGCACUCUCAGUCGCUCUCUGGUUGAGUUGGGGGGCGGCCCUGGGGGCUGUGGCUUGUGCCAUGGCUCUGCUGGUCCAACAAACAGAGCUGCAAAGCCUGAGGAAAGAGGUGAGCCGGCUGCAGAGGAGUGGCGGGCCCUCCCAGAAGGGGCACGAGUACCCCUGGCAGAGCCUCUGGGAGCAGAGCCCCGAUGCCCUGGAAGCCUGGGCGAAUGGGGAGAGACCCCGGAGAAGGAGAGCACUGCCCACCCAGAAACAGAAGAAGAAGCGCUCACUUCUUCACCUUGUUCCCAUUAACAUCACCUCCAAGGAGGACUCAGAUGUCACAGAGGUGAUGUGGCAGCCAGCUCUUCAGCGUGGCAGAGGCCUGGAGGCCCAGGGAUACAUGGUGCGAGUCUGGGACACCGGAGUUUAUCUGCUGUACAGCCAGGUCCUGUUUCAUGACGUGACUUUCACCAUGGGUCAGGUGGUAUCCCGGGAGGGCCAGGGAAGGCAGGAGACUCUAUUCCGAUGUGUAUGCAGUAUGCCCUCUGACCCGGAUCGGGCCUACAACAGCUGCUACAGCGCAGGUGUCUUCCAUUUACACCAAGGAGAUAUUCUGAGUGUGGUAAUUCCCCGGGCACGGGCGAAAUUCAGCCUCUCCCCACAUGGCACCUUCCUGGGGUUCGUGAAACUGUGAUUGUGCGUUAUCGAACGUGGUUCUGAGCUUGGAAGACCAGCGUGGUUCCUAUCGGAUACAGCCAGGAGCUGGCUAGACAAAAGGACAGUGCAUGGGCAAGGGGCCUGAGACCGCUUCUGGGGUUUGAGUCUCUGUUCCUCCCUCUUCCCCUUCCACUCCCAGUGCCCCAGCCUUUGACGUAGUGGACAUUAAAGAGCUAGAAUGUCUUGCUUUUA
This is a messenger RNA of Lepus europaeus (European hare), 1701 nucleotides long. RefSeq names its product TNF superfamily member 13 (gene TNFSF13). The coding region runs from base 734 to 1486 and encodes 250 amino acids. Gene Ontology annotation, molecular function: tumor necrosis factor receptor binding; receptor ligand activity. The transcript is spliced from 6 exons. Lineage: Eukaryota; Metazoa; Chordata; Mammalia; Lagomorpha; Leporidae. Gene Ontology annotation, cellular component: membrane. The record is from RefSeq and is a predicted model, not a curated record. Gene Ontology annotation, biological process: positive regulation of isotype switching to IgA isotypes; immune response.